Molecule: messenger RNA, 1228 nt
Organism: Lactuca saligna
Lineage: Eukaryota; Viridiplantae; Streptophyta; Magnoliopsida; Asterales; Asteraceae
Source: the annotation of a GenBank genome assembly
AUUUUAUAAGUGCGAGUAACAUAACUCUUUUUAUACUACCAUAAAUUAAUAUAAACUUAAGUAAAUUAGAAUAUACCAACUAUUUAGAUUAUAAAAUAAAAUUAAUUAAAUUUUAAAUAAUAGAAAAAAUGAGAAAGUGCUCAACCAAGUAACGAUAUAAUUACCGUAUGACACUUGUCAUUUAAAAAAAAAAUACAAUUUAAAAUUAAAACUAAGCAAUAUCUCAUGGGGAGGUGGUGAAUAGAGUGAGCCGAAUAAUAUAAAAAUAUCCAAUAAGAAAAAGAAGAGACAUGACAUGACACGUGUAUCGAAGUUGUGUAUUCUAGAUUUGAAGUUGGUGCAUGCGACCGGAACGUCAAUGCGGAGGCCUCCUGACUUUCCCUUUCUAUUUUUGUAAUCGUCAACCCCUACAUAUACCACACACCGCCCAUUUUUCUCAUUACUUUCAUCCUCACAAUAAUUUCUAUUCUCCCUUCAAUCCAUAAUCCAAUGAAGUUUUCUCUGGUUCUCCUUUUUGCUUCAUCUCUCUUCCUCCAUGGAACCACCGGUGAGAUUUUAUGCGAGGAUUUGACAAAGAAUAAUUGCUCAUUUGCAAUCUCAUCUUCUGGAAAGAGAUGCGUGUUGGAGAAUUUCGAAGAUAAGAAAGGAAAAGUGGAAUAUCAAUGUAGAACAUCGGAAGUGGUGGUGGAGAUAUUAUCAGAGUACAUCGAGACAAACGAAUGCAUUAGAGCUUGUGGCGUUGAUAGAAACGCUACAGGGAUUUCAUCCGACACUUUGCUCGAUAAAAAAUCCAUCGUCACACUCUGCUCACCUGCGUGUUAUCAGAAAUGCCCUAACAUCAUCGAUCUUCACUUCAAUUUGGCCCUCGGUGAAGGAGUAUCGUUGCCGGAUCUUUGUGAACAACAGCGUAGCGACCCUGAUUGUAACAUGAUCGAUCUUCUAAGCUCGAGUGCUGCAAGUGGUCCGGUGGGUAGUGGAACGCAUCGCCUGUUUAGUGCAGCACCAGCCCCUUUUUCGUUCUAAGACAUUUGGUUAUAUAUUGUGUUGGUGUAUACAUCCGAUAUAUACGUGUGUGUGUGUGGGUUGUUUGAAAUUUUGUAAUAGAUUGUUAUUGGCGGAAUAAUUAGCAAACUAGAGAAAGUAAAUAGACGCAUAUACAUCACUUGAUCUUUUUCAUUGAUCAUUUGAAUCUUUUGUAACCCAUGUCUUUUUCUCUUAUAUGAUGAGC